GUCAGAUCAUCCCUCUCUCUGCUCUACGCGUCGUGCAAAAAAAGCAAAAAAGAAAAUGAAAGGGGAUCGAAUCGAAGGUACUAUCAGACCUGUGGUGGUGUCCAAGACGACGACGACCAACCCAAGCUCAUCAUCAUCGUCGUAUCUUGUCAACAGGUGAACGGUACAGCGCUUGCAGUGCUUAGUCCUCAUCACACGGUUACUCUUCAUACAUGCCGUCGACCGCUACCUGCUCAUCAUCAUCCCAACAUCACCCUUCCGACCUCCCUAGCCUCUCGUCCACCGUUGCAGGUACAUCGGCAUCCUCUUCCAUGCCUGCGUCUCCGAAUGCAGGUUCGAGCUCUGAUCCAAAGAUCGAAGAUGGAGAUGCAGAUGCUGAGAAAGUCGAUGUAAAGGCUCAAGUGGAGGAAGAACUCAAGGCGGAGGGCGAAGGAGAUGUCGAGGCGUCAGCUCGAGCUGCUAGACUCAAUUUCCUGUUGGAAAAGUCCACCAUCUACGCCAAGAUCAUUGGUGAUCGGAUGGAGAGGCAACAGGUCGAGAAACGAAAAGCAGAGCAACGGGCAGCUGUGCGGAAAGAGAACAAGGAGAAAAAGGGAGAUACGGGACCUACGAGAGGUGGACUGAGGGCUCAUGAAGGACCGGAGAAGAGGGAUGAAAAACCUGGCAGCAAGCGGAAGAGAAAGAGUGAAGGAGGUAGAGAGGAGAAGAAAGCCAAGGUGGAAGACACUGGUAUGGACGUCGAGACGAAGCCAGAGACCAACGGGGAAAGCUCCGCAAUCAAGAAAGAGGAGCAGACUGGGGAGCAGGACGACGGCGCGGAAGCUGAAGACAACGGGCAGUAUACCUUUUCUCAACCGUCCUUGAUCACUGGUGCCAAAUUACGAGACUACCAAUUGGCAGGGGUCCAGUGGAUGAUCUCACUGUAUGAGAAUGGACUGAACGGAAUAUUGGCCGAUGAGAUGGGGUUGGGCAAGACCCUCCAAACUAUCUCCUUCCUGGCCCAUCUUCGGUCAAAAGGUACUUGGGGUCCGUUCCUCAUUGCAUGUCCAUUAUCUGUGCUCAACAACUGGAUCAUGGAGUUUGAGAAGUUUGCACCGAGCAUUCCCGUCCUCAUGUAUCACGGCACACCCGAGCAUCGAGCGGAUCUCCGUGCGACGCGUCUCUCGCCUCCCGUCGCCGCUGGUGUCGAAUCGAUGAAGAAAGGAAAAGGACGUGGACGUUAUAGCACCGGCUCGAAUCGAGCAGGCGCCAAUACGACCGCUACGUUUCCUGUCGUAGUGACGACAUAUGAAAUGUGCAUGAAGGAUCAGAAGUUUCUCAGCGGAUUCAUGUGGAAGUUUAUCGUCGUGGACGAGGGCCAUCGUUUGAAGAACCUGGAUUGCAAGUUGAUUCGGGAGCUCAAGUCGUACACCUCUGCAAAUCGAAUGAUCCUCACGGGAACUCCAUUGCAUAACAACCUCGCCGAACUGUGGUCUCUUUUGAACUUUAUCCUGCCUGAUAUCUUUGACGAUCUUGACAGUUUCCAACAGUGGUUCAACUUUGACGACAUGAAUUCCUCCCCGGACAAUUCUGGACUUUUAAACAAGUCCUCCAUCGUUCAGUCCCUCCAUGAGAUCCUCAAACCUUUCCUCCUUCGACGCCUCAAAGUUGACGUGGAGAAGGAGUUACCGCCGAAAAAGGAGUACCUCUUGUACGCCCCCUUAACACAGACCCAAAAGGACAUCUACCAGGCUAUCGUUUCGGGUCAAAUCAGACAAUACCUUGUGGAUGUGAAGCGGAAGCAACAUGGUGGAGAGGAACCGGAGGAAGAGAGAGAACCUACGCCAGAGCUUGAUCAUGAGCCUGCGGUGGAUUCUGGCGAGGGUCGAAAGAUUCGAAAGACCAAAAAGGUCAAUUACAAGAUUGAAGAGAAUGACUCAAAGUACAUUAGAGAUCUAGAGAACGGCCUGAAGAAGGACGAGCCAAAUGGCGUCGAGGAAAAGAGUGCAGCUCAGAUUGGCAAGGAAUGGGCGUUGAAGCAGGCCACCAAGCACGUCAACAACAUGCGCCUGCAAAAUCUCGUCAUGCAAUUGCGGAAAAUCUCCUCUCAUCCGUUCCUCUUUGACUGGCCAGUAGACGAAAAGACCAACGAGUUGGUCGUCAGUGAUGACCUGGUCAAUGCCAGCGGGAAGAUGUUACUGCUCAAUCGUCUGCUGGGUGAACUGUUCAAACGGGGACACAAAGUGUUGUUGUUCUCACAGUUCACCACCAUGCUUGACGUCAUUGAAGACUGGGCGACCAUGUUCAAAAAGUGGAAAGUGUGCCGGAUUGACGGGUCCACGUCCCAAGAAGAUCGCCGGAGUCAGAUGGAAGAGUUUAACAAUGACACGUCGAAAACCGCUUGCAAAUUGUUCUUGCUCAGUACGCGAGCCGGUGGUCUGGGCGUGAACUUGGUGGCUGCGGACACCGUCAUUUUCUUUGACCAGGACUGGAACCCCCAGAUGGACCUUCAAGCCCAAGAUCGAGCUCAUCGGAUCGGUCAGACUCGCCCCGUUCUUGUCUUCCGACUCGUCUCUGCACAUACCAUUGAGACGAAGAUUCUGCAAAAGGCAGGCAACAAGCGAAAACUAGAAGCUCUCGUUAUCUCCCAAGGCAAAUUUGGACGGAUGGUGGAUGAGAAUGGACGGGUGCUGCUUGGUCGAGGAAAGUCAGGGGCGGCGAAAGAAGGCAAAGAAAGUAUGGCAGAGAUGGCUAGAGCGCUAUUGGAUCUGGAGGGCGAAGAGAUCAACACGGCUGAAGCGGGAGAUACGAUCAUCAGUGAUGCUGACUUGGACAUUCUGCUGGAUCGAUCUCCCGCUGCGUUUCAACGGACGAAAGGUUGGAGUGCAGGACUCGGUAAGGGAGGAGCCAAGACGAGAGCAGAGCAGAUCAAGAAGGGUGAACGGACUGCGUUCGAGGUGUUUGUACCUGGUAAAGAUGAGGCUUCGGAAGGGCUGGCGAAGAUGUUUGAUGGAGACGGAGAGGCAGAAGAGUGAGCGGCGUGUCAGAGAUGCGAGGGCGAAGGGUAUGGACUUUGUCUCGUUUAUAUAUGGACCCCCAUCCCUGUGUCUGUCUUGCUUGGUCUGUGCCAAUUUCUUACUUGCUGCUCUAUUUAUCCAUCAUAUCAGUCCUCCUCCUUCUAUCAUAGAUCAAUCUCCCUACCUUGUUGUACGCGAUGAUCCCGUGAGAUUAUCUAUCUGUCGGAGUUUGUGACAUGUAUCUUGCUUCUCGCGCCAUGACUGGUG
Molecule: messenger RNA, 3263 nt
Organism: Kockovaella imperatae
Lineage: Eukaryota; Fungi; Basidiomycota; Tremellomycetes; Tremellales; Cuniculitremaceae
Product: putative helicase
Exons: 13
Coding region: 213-3014 (933 amino acids)
Cellular component (GO): nucleus
Molecular function (GO): DNA binding; ATP binding; ATP-dependent chromatin remodeler activity
Source: RefSeq, a predicted model, not a curated record